AGGUUUUGUUGGUCGAUCAGCUCGCGGGAAUCGCGAUGCUGGAAGACGCUGAGCGACAAUCGAUACAUCGGGCAAGCACGGAAGGCAUUGGCGGCGUGAAAUGCGACGCGCGCGUCCUGAAGAUGUGGCAUUUGCUCGUGGCUUUUCGGAAUGUUCUUACUUUCAUGCACGUUGCCGGCGUGGCUAAAUUUCCCGUGUGCUUCCUGCGCGAGUGUGGAUGCCAUGCGAAAAAGCACGACAAGGCAAUGCUUAACAAAACCGUAGCUUCUUUCAAAAAAUCUGGUGAGACACGUAAUCAUGAAUGGGUUGAUGUUGAAGGGCUGGCAAAACAUUUUCGUUUGGCAGAGCUUGCGGAUCAGAUCGCUCCAGGAGUCAAUCACGACCCACUUGUGCGCAAAUUGAACAACUUUAAGUCUUCUUGUGAUAUCACCUCAGCGACCAAAACGAAGAUGUUGCUUGCCCACCCGAGUGUGCCUCUUACCGCGGUUGCCAAUUUUUGUAUAUUUUGUUGUUUGUAUUGCAAUGAAAGCCACUACGUGAUGUCGUUCUACGUCGUUUUAGAGCUGGUGUAUCGGAAAGCAGCCAUUCUUCGCGAUACCGACAAAUUACGCAAGCAUCUGCUGACGCACCGGGAGCGAUUGAAAACCGACGGGUCUUACCCCACACUGCCAGACAUCAGCGCAUAUGACGUUCAGAAAUGGCACGAGGCUGCAAACAUAUGCGUUGAUCUAUACGGCCGACAGCCGAGGAUGGGCUACCACGCCCCGGCGCUGUCGGGCUACGACGACGCAGCCCUCCUGCCAGAGGGCGCGGGCACCCGUCCUCACCGCGUCGCCGUCCGCAUGAGGGCGAUUGCGGUGAGCCUGCAGGAGCACCGGCACAUAUUGGACAAUUCUGCCCUGCUCACGAUUGAGUGUACCAAGUCGUUCUUGCAGACGGAUUGCGAUUGGGCCCCUUACCAAGGCCAGGUCAUGCUCAAGCGGUACCUGCGCGCCCGCCACGGGGACCGGUACGAGGGGCACCACGCUUCGACCGUGCCGUACAUGGAGCUGCCGGGGGACGGCACGUCAUUGUUUUUCCAGAAGCUAGCGCCGGAAGCCCACGACCUCAUCCUAUCAUACUCUUCGGGCAGCGCCGUGGACGAGUCGGCGGGCAGCACGGUGGUGAAGACGACCAAGCCCAUCAAUUCCCUGAACCACAAGCUGCUGUGGCUCCUGCAGCGCCGUCAGAGUUCCAUGCCGCUCCACUCCCGCGUGCUGUCUCUGACUGGCCUCUCGGAGCUGGAGUUCGACGACACGGAGUACGGCGUCUGCGAGGCCCGGACUUAUGUCUGGGGGCACACGUGCCGAAAGCGCUAUCCGCCAGGUUUUUCUGCGGACAUGGCGGCGGCUCACAAGCAGUGGUACCGCGCCGUGGCGCUGCCCGCGGCGUGGGCUCAGGAACAGGGCCCUGCCGACGACGCUCCUGAUCCCAAGAAGCGCAGGUUGAGCUGAGA
Messenger RNA from Prorocentrum cordatum, 1495 nucleotides. Lineage: Eukaryota; Dinophyceae; Prorocentrales; Prorocentraceae. The record is from the annotation of a GenBank genome assembly.